AUGGCCUCGACCUCGACCAACGCCGAUGCCACUGCUGCGCUAGACGAACUCAAGCCUCCCGUCGGCGUUGUUCUGCCCCCCCGCGAAAUUCGAAAUGUUCUCGAGAAGACGGCAGGCUACGUCGCACGCAAUGGUCUGAUUUUCGAGGACAGGAUUCGUGAGAAGGAGCGCUCCAACCCAAAGUUCAGCUUCCUGAACAAUUCCGAUGCCUAUCACGCGUUCUACCAAUGGCGACUUGAUGAGAUCAAGGCCGGUCGCGGCACCGCUAUCGCUGCUGGCCGUGCCAACGAAGCCGCGACACCUGCCGAACAGAAGCCUAAGGGCCCACCCAAGCCUCCUGACUUUCAGUUCUCUGCUCGCAUGCCUCGUAUCAACCAAAAGGAUCUCGAGGUCAUCCGCCUGACUGCACUUUUCGUCGCCAAGAACGGCCGCCAAUUCAUGACCCAGCUUGCCCAACGCGAGGCUGGCAACCCCCAGUUUCAGUUCCUCAUCCCUAACCACACAUUCCACAACUUUUUCCAGCACCAGGUAGACCAAUACACGACAUUACUGAGGGCUAGCGGACUGGGCGGUGAAGGAGGCAAGUUGGAGCAAGAGCGUAUUGCUCAUCUCCAGCAGAACAUCGAUGACAAGUACCAUGUCCUGAGCCGUGCAAAGCAACGCGCCGAAUACUCCAAGUUCCAGGAAAUUGAAAAGCAGAAGAAGGAGGAAGAAGACGAGAAGAAGAAGCUUGAAUUUGCACGGAUCGACUGGAACGACUUUGUGGUUGUCGAGACAAUCGUUUUUACCGAUGCCGAUGAACAUGCGAACCUGCCGCCUCCGACGAACCUCUCCGAGCUGCAAUACGCGUCACUUGAGGAAAGAAACAAGGCUUCAAUCACCAACCUCCGUAUUGAGGAGGCUAUGCCGACUGACGAAGAGACAACUUUCAACGCUUACCCGCAGACCUCCCACUCCCAGACUUUGCCAGUACACACGGGGUAUGCGCCUCAGCAGCCUCAGCAGGCGCAGGCUCCGGCGGGACACCAGCCGUACCAGAACGGUCCCUCGCAGCAUUCGGCAGAGGAGGAGGAGGAGGAGCGGAGGAUCCAAGAGAGAACGGAAGCGCGUGCCCGGGAGCAGCAGGCGCGGGCUGAGGCACGUGGUGGCUCUGCUCCAAUGAAAAUCAAGGAGAAUUACGUGCCAAGAGCACUCCAACGGGCGGCCAACAAGCAAAGUGUUCAGAUGGCGCUAUGUCCAAACUGCAAGCAGCAGAUCCCCAUGGAUGAGCUUCAAGAUCACAUGAGAAUCGAACUUUUGGACCCCCAAUGGAAGGAUCAAAAAGCAAAGGCAGAGGCAAGAUAUGCCACGACCAACUUGUCCACGGCUGACGUCGCGAACAACCUGAAACGCCUAGCAAGUCAGCGAAGCGACGUGUUCGACGGCGUUACCGGCCAGCCCUUGUCGGAAGAAGAAGCCUCCCGGCGCAAGAAAGCCGCGAUUCACAGCUUUGAUGGUAACCCCGACGGAAAGAGCCAAGCACACAUCAACCACCUGCACAAUCUGAACGUCGAGGAGCAAAUCCGGGCUAUUCACCAGAGGUUUGCCGACAAGAAGUAG
Molecule: messenger RNA, 1599 nt
Organism: Colletotrichum navitas
Lineage: Eukaryota; Fungi; Ascomycota; Sordariomycetes; Glomerellales; Glomerellaceae
Product: Pre-mRNA splicing factor PRP21 like protein-domain-containing protein
Exons: 2
Coding region: 1-1599 (532 amino acids)
Biological process (GO): regulation of alternative mRNA splicing, via spliceosome; mRNA cis splicing, via spliceosome
Cellular component (GO): catalytic step 2 spliceosome; U2-type prespliceosome; U2 snRNP
Molecular function (GO): RNA binding
Source: RefSeq, a predicted model, not a curated record